Molecule: messenger RNA, 1143 nt
Organism: Penicillium brevicompactum
Lineage: Eukaryota; Fungi; Ascomycota; Eurotiomycetes; Eurotiales; Aspergillaceae
Exons: 2
Coding region: 1-1143 (380 amino acids)
Molecular function (GO): protein binding
Source: RefSeq, a predicted model, not a curated record
AUGUUGUUCCAUACCUUCAAAUUGCUCGCGAUCGGGCUGGCGCUCAGCGCCAGCACCGUCUUGGCACAGAAUUCGUCGGAAUCCUCACAUUCGCUCGUCAGCCGCCGCCUGACCGAGUACCUUAUGCCAGUAGCUACGGCGACUCAUGAGUUCGCUCGCGUGCCGAGCACUAAUUUCGUGCUGUUGACGCAGAUGUCCAGCAGCAAACUUGUCAAAAUCGAUACCACUUCCACGCUCCAUGGCGUCUGGCCAUCAACGGUGUAUCCAGGUUUGAUGUGGUUGUCGCUACAAGGCGACAAUAAGCUUCUGCUUGUGGAUCCCGGGAAGAAACUUUCGUCUGCGCCGAUCAUCAAGAAGACAAUUAACAUUCCGGCACCCGGCAACGGCCCACAUUGUGUGUUUGAAAUUGGUGACCGCGUCUGGGCUGGCCUCAAGGCCGCAUCGAAGCAGACUGGCAAGUACUAUGUGUUCUCUGCCGAUGUCCACGACCCUAAGAACCACACACUCUAUCCCGCCCUCAACAGCCCCGUUUUCAUCAAGGAGGAACCCACAACUGGCUUCAUCUACGUGACCCAAGACAAUGACUCUUCUAUUAUGCGCAUCAAUGUGACUAGCGGCGAGACGAAGCAGAUGCACAUCCCUCCCAGUGUCGGAAACAAUGCUGUGGGCAUGAUCUCCGCUACCGGUCCUCUGAGUGGCGUCUGGUUUACGCUCGCUGGAAAUGCCACUGGUGGCACCGGCACUUUUGGACACAUCGGAGCCUCCGGCGAGAUGGAGUUCUUCAAGCUCAAGCACCCGCUGCUUGGAACCAAUGCUGGAUUGCUGCACAUCGCCGAUGCGUCGACCGCAGCCGGCCCAGCGCUCUGGCUGUUGUCUACAUCGCUACUCAGCACCGACUCCCCCGAUGCCUUGAUCCGCGUGACUUUCGACAAGGAUGUCAAGGCCGUUGCCGACGAAGAGUACAUUGCAAUGCUCACUCAAAACGCCAUGGUUCACCGCAUCUUGCCCCUGAACAACACAGUUUUUGUGUCCGAGCUAAACACAUUCACACUCGCACAACUCUCGUACAAGAACACCGUUGCUGGAAAGUGGCUCCCAGCCGAGGCUGUCACUGAUACCUCAGUUUACACUGAGGCCGGGUGA